Camellia sinensis is the source of this 618-nucleotide messenger RNA. The record is from RefSeq and is a predicted model, not a curated record. NCBI's taxonomy places the organism in Eukaryota, Viridiplantae, Streptophyta, Magnoliopsida, Ericales, Theaceae.
AUGUCUCUCUUAGAUCAAACAGGGCAGUCUCUUGUCUCGGUAUUCUAUAAUUUUAUCAGCACUGUCCAUGGAACAUGUAAUCAUCCAAUUCAUCUGGUGUGGAACAAGCAACUCCCACCCAAAGUGCAAUUUUUCAGUUGGCUCGCUUGGAAAUACAAGUUAAAAACCUCUGUCUUCCUUCAGCGAAUUGGUAUCUUAGAUGGGUCUGCCUCUACCCUAUGCAUAUUCUGUCAAGAACAGCAGGAAACAGCAGAACAUGUACUCAUCUCCUGCCAUCUGGUAUGGAAAGUUUGGACUGGGUUGUUACAGUGGUGGGGGACUACUUGGGUUGUCCCAAAUUCUGUCUCAAACCUGCUACUUUGGUGGUCAGGUUUUGAUUGCAGAAAGUCCGAACGUCGAAUAUGGAAUGCUAUUCCUCUUGUAACUCUAUGGUCCAUCUGGAAACAUAGGAACGAGUGUCUCUUCCAAGCAUCUUCGCCAAAUCUGCAGGAGCUGCAAGAGCUCAUUGUCACCAGGAUUGCCAUUUGGUUGAAAGCUGCGUCCACGAAGCUCCACUUUUCGAUCAAUGAUUUUCUGUACAACAUCUCAGCUAUUAGGCAUUGCAUCAACGAAGGUUAA